Messenger RNA from Chenopodium quinoa (quinoa), 1188 nucleotides. Its product is annotated as probable pectinesterase/pectinesterase inhibitor 61. Bases 1 to 1188 code for a protein of 395 amino acids. Lineage: Eukaryota; Viridiplantae; Streptophyta; Magnoliopsida; Caryophyllales; Amaranthaceae. Gene Ontology annotation, molecular function: pectinesterase activity; pectinesterase inhibitor activity. The record is from RefSeq and is a predicted model, not a curated record. Gene Ontology annotation, biological process: cell wall modification. The transcript has 3 exons.
AUGGCAACUGUAUGCUCAAACCAAGACACGUGUACGGAGGGAUUUGAGGAAGCAGGUGGAGCAGUAAAACAUCAGACGGCUCAGAUCAUUCAAGAGUUGUGGCAAAUAGUAAGCAACCACUUGGAUCUUUCAAGCAUGAUAAUAAACUGCGACGUCGUUUCAGGUAGAAGGUUAAUGGGCCUUGAGCCCACUAAUAUGGAUCACAAAAAUCUGGGUGACCCAAAAUGGAUAUCAAAAAAGGACAAGAAGUUGUUGGGCUCACAUCUAGCAAACAUUCAGCCCAAUGUAACAGUUUCUCAUCAUGGUAUUGGGCCUAAUGUUACUGUUAGGUCCAUUAAGGAGGCCAUUGAAAUGGCUCCCAAGAACAGUAGUAUUCCAUUCAUUAUUCAUGUUAAGGCAGGAAGGUAUCAAGAGGCGAACUUAACGGUGGGAAAAUCUAAAACCAAUCUAUGGUUUAUAGGGGCUGGUAAAGGCAAGACGAUUAUCACGGGAGUCACGGGUGCGGGUUUUGUGGCUCGUGGUAUAACCUUUGAGAGCACAGCAGGACCACAAAAUCACCAAGCUGUAGCACUCUUGGUAAAAUCCGAGCACUCGGUGUUUUACGAGUGUGAGAUGAAAGGGUAUCAAGACACCUUGUACAUACAUUCAAAUCGCCAAUUUUACCGAAACUGUGACAUAUACGGCACAAUAGACUUCAUAUUUGGAAAGGCACAAGCAGUGUUUCAAAAUUGCACCAUAUACACUCGUAAGCCUAUGGAACAACAAACGAAUACGAUAAUUGCCCAUAAACGACCGUGCUCUAACAUAUGUGCUGGGAUAUCCAUCCACGAAUGUCAAAUUCGUGCUGCCCCGGACUUGGAGCCUGUGAAAUCAAACUACACCACGUACUUGGGACGUCCUUGGAACGAAGGGGCAACUACGGUCUAUAUGUUAUCGUACAUAGGUGAUCAUAUUGAUCCACAAGGGUGGAUACCUUGGAAUUCAACAACUACACUAGAUGAUGUAUUUUAUGGUGAGUUUCAGAACUAUGGUCCAGGAGCUAAUAUUAGUCAGAGGGUGAUAUCACCUGGAGUACAUGCUAACAUGUCAGUUGUCGAGGCAGCGCGAUUCACUGUCGAUCGAUUUGUGGAUGGAUCGUCAUGGAUUGGGCAUACAAAAGUGCCAUUUGAGGCAGGAUUAGGGUAUUAG